CCCAUCGAUCCGCCUCCAUAAAUAGGCUAUAUCUCCAACCAUAGCAGCAAAGAUAAAACAAGAGAUUCAGAGAACAUCGAUCGGUGAGUCUCAGCUCGAUCCAUCUCUCUGCCGGCCAGCCGGACUAGUGGACUACCAGUCUCAGCUCGAUAGAGAAAACAGGGAGAGAAACAGAGCAAGCAAGGAAGAAGAUCAAUCCGCGGCAGCCAUGGCGCGGCCGCAGCUGGAGGUGCUGUCGAAGCUGGACGCGGCGAAGACGCAGUGGUACCACUUCACGGCGAUCGUGAUCGCCGGCAUGGGCUUCUUCACGGACGCCUACGACCUCUUCUGCAUCUCCCUCGUCACCAAGCUCCUGGGCCGCAUCUACUACCACAUCGACGGCUCCCCGACCCCGGGCUCCCUCCCUCCCAACGUCGCCGCCGCCGUCAACGGCGUCGCCUUCUGCGGCACGCUCUCCGGCCAGCUCUUCUUCGGCUGGCUCGGCGACAAGAUGGGACGCAAGAAGGUCUACGGCAUGACGCUCAUGUGCAUGGUGCUCUGCUCCAUCGCCUCCGGCCUCUCCUUCGGCCAGACGCCCACCUCCGUCAUGGCCACGCUCUGCUUCUUCCGCUUCUGGCUCGGCUUCGGCAUCGGCGGCGACUAUCCGUUGUCCGCCACGAUCAUGUCAGAGUACGCCAACAAGAAGACCCGGGGCGCCUUCAUCGCCGCCGUCUUCGCCAUGCAGGGCUUCGGCAUCCUGACAGGCGGCGUGGUGACUCUCGUCAUCUCCUCGGCGUUCAGGGCGGCGUUCGACGCGCCGGCUUACAAGGACGGCGCCAUGGCGUCGACGCCGCCCCAGGCCGACUACGUGUGGCGGAUCAUCCUGAUGUUCGGCGCCAUCCCGGCCCUGAUGACGUACUACUGGCGGAUGAAGAUGCCGGAGACGGCGCGCUACACGGCGCUUGUGGCCAAGAACGCCAAGCAGGCCGCCGCCGACAUGUCCAAGGUGCUCCAGGUCGAAAUCGGCGCCGAGGAAGACAACAACAAGGCUGGCGGCGCCGUGGAGGAGAACCGGAACUCGUUCGGGCUGUUCUCGGCGGAGUUCCUGCGUCGCCACGGGCUUCACCUCCUGGGCACGGCCACAUGCUGGUUCCUGCUCGACAUCGCCUUCUACUCGCAGAACCUCUUCCAGAAGGACAUCUUCACGGCCAUCAACUGGAUCCCCAAGGCAAACACCAUGAGCGCCCUCGAAGAAGUCUACCGCAUCGCGCGCGCCCAGACGCUCAUCGCGCUCUGCGGCACGGUGCCGGGCUACUGGUUCACGGUGGCGCUCAUCGACAGGAUCGGCAGGUUCUGGAUCCAGCUAGGGGGGUUCUUCUUCAUGACCGUCUUCAUGCUCUGCCUGGCGGCGCCGUACCACCACUGGACGACGCCCGGGAACCACAUCGGCUUCGUCGUGCUCUACGGGCUCACCUUCUUCUUCGCAAACUUCGGGCCCAACUCCACGACAUUCAUCGUCCCCGCGGAGAUCUUCCCUGCCAGGCUCAGGUCCACCUGCCAUGGCAUCUCCGCUGCUGCCGGGAAGCUCGGCGCCAUUAUUGGGUCCUUUGGGUUCCUCUACCUGGCGCAGAGCCAGGACCCCGCCAAGGUGGACCAUGGCUACAAGGCUGGGAUUGGGGUCAGGAACUCGCUGUUUAUCCUCUCUGUUUGCAAUUUCCUCGGGAUGGGAUUCACCUUCCUCGCGCCGGAGUCCAAUGGCCUCUCGCUCGAGGAGCUCUCUGGGGAGAACGAAGACGGCGAGGACCAGCCGGCGCCGGCGCACGCCAGGACGGUGCCCGUGUGAUGGUGAGGAAUCUAUACUUUUAUUAGUGAUCUGUGGUCUUGUCUUGAGUUCAUUAGAUUAGAGUCGGUUCUAUUGUGUAAACAUGAUCAACAUGAUCGAGAGUUGUUACCGAGAUAUGAACAGGGGAUGUGUGGUGUGUGGGUCAGUUGCUUCUACGGGCAGCUAGUAAUUUCGGGUGUGUCAGUCAGUCAGGCCCAAAAUACUUACUCUUUUGCAGAGUUUUUGCUCUUAAUUUUGUUUCUCUUCUCGUAGUACUACAGCAUCUCCAUGAUACUCGCGGAACGGAGUAAUACAUACAUGCUCUUUAUAC
Messenger RNA from Brachypodium distachyon (stiff brome), 2132 nucleotides. RefSeq names its product probable inorganic phosphate transporter 1-8. The transcript is spliced from 2 exons. Bases 209 to 1822 code for a protein of 537 amino acids. The record is from RefSeq and is a predicted model, not a curated record. Gene Ontology annotation, biological process: transmembrane transport; phosphate ion transport. Gene Ontology annotation, molecular function: phosphate transmembrane transporter activity. Gene Ontology annotation, cellular component: membrane. Lineage: Eukaryota; Viridiplantae; Streptophyta; Magnoliopsida; Poales; Poaceae.